AUGGCCAGUAUCGAAAGCAUUAAUGAGGGAGUUGCCAUCAAUGGCCCCGUCAAGGACUCGUAUCGCAAGAUCCUUACCCCCGAGGCCACGGCUUUCCUCGCCCUCCUCCACCGAACCUUCAAUGGCACCCGCAAAGCUCUGCUCCAAAGACGAGUGAUUCGACAACAGGAGCUCGACAAGGGCAACCUCCCUGAUUUCCUCCCAGAAACCAAGCACAUUCGCGACAAUGACGCCUGGAAAGGUGCUCCUCCUGCUCCCGGUCUCAUCGACCGCCGGGUCGAGAUCACCGGACCAACGGAUCGGAAAAUGGUCGUCAAUGCUCUGAACAGCAAUGUGUGGACUUAUAUGGCCGACUUUGAAGACGCCCAAGCUCCCACCUGGGAUAACCAGGUUUCCGGCCAGGUGAACCUCUACGAUGCAAUCCGCAGGCAGAUUGAUUUCAAACAAGGGGAGAAAGAGUAUAAGCUCCGUACAGACCGGUCGGUUACGCUGAUCGCGAGACCAAGGGGCUGGCAUUUGGACGAGAAGCAUUUCACUGUCGACGGCGAGCCUAUCUCUGGCUCGCUGUUCGACUUUGGCCUGUACUUCUUCCACAAUGCCUUCGAACUGGUCAAGCGAGGCACUGGCCCAUACUACUACCUCCCUAAAAUGGAGUCUCAUCUCGAAGCGAGACUCUGGAACGAUGUCUUCAACCUGGCUCAGGACUACAUCGGCAUGCGGCGAGGCACAAUCCGGGGCACAGUUCUCAUCGAGACAAUUACCGCCGCCUUUGAAAUGGAUGAGAUCAUCUACGAGCUCCGCGACCACUCGGCUGGUCUGAACUGCGGCCGCUGGGACUACAUCUUCUCCGUCAUAAAGAAAUUCCGUCAGAACCCUAACUUCGUCCUCCCUGACCGAUCCGCUGUCACCAUGACCGUGCCCUUCAUGGACGCCUAUGUCCGUCUGCUCAUCAAGACCUGCCAUCGCCGUGGCGUGCACGCCAUGGGUGGCAUGGCCGCUCAGAUCCCCAUCAAGGACAAUCCCGAGGCUAAUGACAAGGCUAUGGAGAAUGUCCGACAAGACAAACUCCGUGAAGUCCGGGCUGGUCACGAUGGCACCUGGGUUGCUCACCCUGCCCUGGCAUCCAUUGCCUCCGAUGUGUUCAACAAGUACAUGCCCACCCCCAACCAGCUCUACAAGCGCCGCGAAGACGUCUAUGUCACAAAGAACGACCUGUUGAACAUGAACAUGCCGGGAACCGUGACCGAGGAUGGCAUCAGAAAGAACCUCAACAUUGGUCUCGGAUACAUGGAAGGUUGGCUUCGCGGCGUUGGCUGUGUGCCCAUCAACUACCUUAUGGAAGACGCUGCUACGGCUGAAGUCUCACGUUCGCAACUGUGGCAGUGGGUCAAGCACGGUGUCAAGACUGCCGAGGGCCGCACUGUCGACAAGGCUUACGCACUCAAGUUGUUGAGGGAGCAGGCGGAGGAAUUGGCGUCAAAGGCGCCCAAGGGUAACAAGUAUCAGGUCGCCGCUCGAUAUUUCGAGACUCAAGUGACGGGCGAAGACUAUGCCGAUUUCUUGACGAGUCUUCUAUACAACGAGAUCACUACGGUGGGAUCGUCACAGCCUGCGGCCAAAUUGUAA
Cladophialophora psammophila CBS 110553 is the source of this 1626-nucleotide messenger RNA. RefSeq names its product malate synthase, glyoxysomal. The transcript is spliced from 3 exons. Bases 1 to 1626 code for a protein of 541 amino acids. Gene Ontology annotation, molecular function: malate synthase activity. Gene Ontology annotation, biological process: glyoxylate cycle. Lineage: Eukaryota; Fungi; Ascomycota; Eurotiomycetes; Chaetothyriales; Herpotrichiellaceae. The record is from RefSeq and is a predicted model, not a curated record. Gene Ontology annotation, cellular component: cytoplasm; peroxisomal matrix.